This is a messenger RNA of Monoraphidium neglectum, 870 nucleotides long. RefSeq lists its product as hypothetical. The annotation marks the transcript as partial. The record is from RefSeq and is a predicted model, not a curated record. NCBI's taxonomy places the organism in Eukaryota, Viridiplantae, Chlorophyta, Chlorophyceae, Sphaeropleales, Selenastraceae. The transcript has a single exon.
GGACGCGGCGGUGGCGGCGGCGGGGCCGGGGGCGCUGUGGCGGUGGCGGGCAGCCUGGCGCCGCCGGCGCCGGUGUGUCCCUACGUGUCAGACACCUUGGAGGUGGUGGUGGCCAACCAGUCGCAGCGCUUGCUGGUCCCCCUGAAGGGGAGGGUGUGGGGCGAGGGCGCCUUCCUGGCGGGACCCAGCUACCCGCCGGCUGCCCCAGACGCCCCGGCCACAGCAGCGGUGGCUUUGCCCCCGGCCGCUAUACUUCAGAAAGGCGCUCAGCCGCCAGCGUCCCCAGCGUCGCAGCUGCCGCCGAGGCAGCUGCUCCUGCGGCUUCCAGGCCCUGUGGCGCCGGGCCAGGCGUCUGUGGCGGCGAUGGAGUUUGGAAGCAUCAAGGGCAGCGGAGGCAGCGGGGCGCCUGCGGAGGUCGUGUGGGAGGAGCUGCCGGCAGCCGCCAAGGCGGCGGGGUGGUCGGUCGUAGAGCCGCUCAAACAGUCGGCGCCGCCUGGGGAGCGCAGGGCCGUGACCGUGCGGUUCGCACCGCCGGCCGCCGCAGCACCCGUGCCGGCGGCGCCGGCGGGCGCUGGUGCGCCGGCCGUGGGUGGUGGUGGCGCAGGCGUGGGCGCCCUGCUGGGCCUGCCAGAGGCAGUGGAGUGCAUGCUGCGCUGUACACUGCGCGGCGGGCUGCCAGCAGCAGGGUCGGUCGAGUGCGCGGCAGGCAGUGCAGAGGGGGACGUGCGGCGUCUCGAGGUGCGGUGUGUGUGCGUUGUUGCGCCGCCACCACCGGCGACAGGUGCUAGCAGCAUGUCGCCACACAUCGCCAGCGUCGCCGCUGCAGCGCCUCUGGCGGCCACCCAGACACCGGGAAAGCCACGCGUCUGA